This is a messenger RNA of Panicum hallii, 3580 nucleotides long. Its product is annotated as subtilisin-like protease SBT1.8. The record is from RefSeq and is a predicted model, not a curated record. Gene Ontology annotation, biological process: proteolysis. Lineage: Eukaryota; Viridiplantae; Streptophyta; Magnoliopsida; Poales; Poaceae. Bases 842 to 3157 code for a protein of 771 amino acids. The transcript is spliced from 2 exons. Gene Ontology annotation, molecular function: serine-type endopeptidase activity.
GGCAGACGAGCCUGCGCGAUCGCACACGCGCGCUGGCUCAAGCCAGCAGGCGGCCGCACGCGUGCUCUCGGCCGUGCGCCCCCGUGCGCACGCACCGUCACAGGCGCUCUCGGUGGAGUGGUGGAGGGAGCCGUGGUGCCCGGCGCGUCCCCACUACCCCAGCCGCGCGGCGAACCUAAUCCCUCCACCUCGCAGCCUCGAUCGAUCGCGCGCCCGCACCACGGCAGACAGCCGGCGGGCCGACGGUGCGCGGCGGGGCGAGGCGGCAGCCACGGCCACCGCGUACGUGCGCGGCCGCGGGCUGCGCCGCUUGUAAAGGAGGGCGUAUGAAUGAAUCAUGGCGUGGAAGGCGGAGGCGCCGGCGGCCGGACAUGCAUGAUGGACGGCCCCGGCGCGUGGUGCGCUUUCUGCCUCGUUGUCCGGCGGCCGGCGCGCUCGAUCGUGCAGGGUAUAGCACCGGGGGAAAGUCGACGUUGACGCCAAGGGUUCCACGUUUGCGGGCGAGGAGCGCUACACGUACAUGCGAACAUUUCAAUUUUUUUUACUUUUUGAAACGAAGGCAUUCGCUUUCGUUUUCUUUUCUUUUUUUUUUUCGAAGAACAUGAUCCGGGUCAGACAGAUCGGAUAUAUGCUUUGCUUGCACUAGUGGCGCAACAGAUUUAGGUUCAGAGCUGUCAUGUCCAUUUUACAAAGAGAAAGUUCAAAAAGGAAUAAUAAGUGUGUACUACUACAUUGUCUACAGUGUUUAGGUUGAUGCCAUCUGGCUCUUUAUUUGAACCGAACGCCUCGCAGGGACUGGCGCUCACGGCUCACUCCACUCCCCCCACGCUCGAAGCUCACGAUGCUCCCCAUGCAGAAACCGCUCCUUGUUCUCCUCCAGCUCGUCCUCGUCGCCUCCACAUCUGCCCUUGCCUCCAGCGCCGGCGCCGGCGCCGGCGCGGCGACCUACAUUGUGUACCUGAACCCCGCGCUCAAGCCGUCCCCCUACGCCACGCACCUCCACUGGCACCACGCCCACCUCGACGCGCUCUCCCUGGACCCGUCGCGCCACCUCCUCUACUCGUACACCACGGCCGCGCCGUCCGCGUUCGCCGCCCGCCUCCUCCCGUCCCACGUCGCGGCGCUCCGAGCCCACCCCGCCGUCGCGUCGGUGCACGAGGACGUGCUCCUCCCGCUUCACACCACGCGCUCGCCUUCCUUCCUCCACCUCCCGCCCUACGAUGCGCCCGAGGCGAACGGUGGCGGCCCGGACGUCAUCAUCGGGGUGCUCGAUACGGGCGUCUGGCCCGAGAGCCCCAGCUUCGGGGAUGCCGGUCUGGGCCCCGUGCCGGCGCGGUGGCGCGGGAGCUGCGAGACCAAUGCCACCGACUUCCCGUCGUCGAUGUGCAACCGGAAGCUCAUCGGCGCCCGCGCCUUCUUCCGUGGCUACUCGUCGGGCGGCGGGAACGGUUCUCGCGUCAGCUCCGACCUCAUGUCGCCGAGAGACCAUGACGGGCACGGCACGCACACCGCGACCACCGCGGCGGGGGCCGUCGUGGCGGACGCGAGCCUCCUCGGGUACGCGUCGGGCACGGCGCGGGGCAUGGCUCCCGGGGCGCGCGUCGCGGCGUACAAGGUGUGCUGGAGGCAGGGGUGCUUCAGCUCCGACAUUCUGGCGGGCAUGGAGAAGGCCAUCGAUGACGGCGUCGAUGUGCUCUCGCUGUCUCUGGGCGGCGGCUCGAUGCCGCUCUCGCGCGACCCCAUCGCCGUCGGCGCGCUUGCGGCCACCCGCCGCGGCAUCAUCGUCUCGUGCUCUGCCGGGAACAGCGGGCCGUCGCCGUCGUCCCUGGUAAACACCGCCCCGUGGAUAAUCACGGUCGGCGCCGGAACGCUGGACCGGAACUUCCCGGCGUACGCCGCGCUCGGCAACGGCGAGACCCACGCCGGCAUGUCGCUCUACGCCGGCGACGGGCUCGGCGACGGCAAGUUUCCUCUAGUGUACAACAAGGGCAUUCGCGCCGGCAGCAACGCGAGCAAGCUCUGCAUGGAGGGCACGCUGAACGCCGCGGAGGUGAAGGGCAAGGUGGUGCUGUGCGACCGGGGCGCCAACUCGAGGGUGGAGAAGGGGCAGGUAGUGAAGCAGGCCGGCGGCGUGGGGAUGGUGCUCGCGAACACUGCCCAGAGCGGCGAGGAGGUCGUGGCGGACAGCCACCUGCUCCCGGCGGUGGCCGUCGGCGCCAAGGGCGGCGACGCCAUAAGGAGGUACGUGGAGUCGGACGCCAACGCGGAGGUGUCGCUCUCCUUCGCCGGCACCGCGCUCGACGUGCGCCCGGCGCCGGUGGUGGCCGCGUUCAGCUCCCGCGGGCCGAACAGGGUUGUGCCGCAGCUGCUCAAGCCGGACGUGAUCGGCCCCGGUGUGAACAUCCUGGCCGGGUGGACAGGGUCCCUCGGGCCGACCGGGCUGGUCGCCGACGAGCGGCGGUCGGCGUUUAACAUCCUGUCAGGGACGUCCAUGUCGUGCCCGCACAUCAGCGGCCUGGCGGCGUUCGUGAAGGCGGCGCACCCGGACUGGAGCCCCAGCGCCGUCAAGUCGGCGCUCAUGACCACCGCCUACACCGCGGACAACACCGGCUCGCCCCUCCUCGACGCGGCGACCAACGCCACGGCCACGCCGUGGGCCUUCGGCGCCGGCCAUGUGGACCCCGUCAGGGCGCUCUCCCCGGGCCUCGUCUACGACGCCUCCGUCGACGACUACGUCGCCUUCCUCUGCACCGUCGGCGUCUCGCCGCGGCAGGUCCAGGCGAUCGCGGCGGCGGGGCCCAACGUGACGUGCGCGCGGAAGCUGUCCAGCCCCGGGGACCUCAACUACCCGUCCUUCUCCGUCGUGUUCGGGCGGAGGUCGUCGCGCAGCACGGUGAAGUACCGGCGCGAGCUGACCAACGUCGGCGACGCCGGGGCUACGUACGCCGUCAAGGUCGCCGGCCCCAGCGACAUCAGCGUGAGCGUCAAGCCGGCGAGGCUCCAGUUCAGGCGGCCUGGGGACAAGCUCAGGUACACCGUCACGUUUAGGUCCGCGAACGCCAGGGGGCCCAUGGACCCCGCCGCGUUUGGGUGGCUGACGUGGAGCAGCGACGAGCACGAGGUCCGGAGCCCCAUAUCGUAUACCUGGGGGAUGUAGCAGCGCUGAUCGCUAUGGACUCACGGAGACAGUAUUUGAAUUGUUGGGCGGGCCGGCGGCGGUGAUGGCGGGAGGAUUGCCGGUGGCCGGAAGAGUUCUGUCUUCCGGCGAAGCUCGGCGCCUAUGGAGGCUACAUUAUUAUUAAUUUGUUGUGUCAGCCGCAGCCCAUCAAGUUAUUGGUAUAUCUGUUAAUCGAAAAAUAAGGGAGAUGUGCUAAUUCUCAAAUGCCUGUUUUUUCUUUUUUUUUCAAGCAACCAAUCUAAACCAUUGGAUGCCAAUAUGAUGGUUCAUAGUCCAUCUACAACCUCCUGUUAGCUUUAGAACCUGUUUGGAUGAGCUAAAUUGGAUGCUAAAGUUUGUUAACUUUAGCACCUAUAUAUUACCACUCAUACUCUAUGCUAAAGUUUUUAAAUCAUUAGCCUA